Messenger RNA from Momordica charantia (bitter melon), 1665 nucleotides. RefSeq names its product protein arginine methyltransferase 10 (gene PRMT10). Gene Ontology annotation, biological process: chromatin remodeling; peptidyl-arginine methylation, to asymmetrical-dimethyl arginine. Lineage: Eukaryota; Viridiplantae; Streptophyta; Magnoliopsida; Cucurbitales; Cucurbitaceae. Gene Ontology annotation, molecular function: protein-arginine N-methyltransferase activity; histone methyltransferase activity. Gene Ontology annotation, cellular component: nucleus. The record is from RefSeq and is a predicted model, not a curated record.
CCGCAGCCCUAAAAUUUGAAGCCUCCUCAUUUUGGUUUCUCGUCCUCGCGCUCCCUCGCUUUUCCAUCGUUUCUGCUACCAUACGGAUCCCGGUGCCAUGGGAAGCUCCUCAAACGGCGUCGUGGGGGAGCGGAGCGCCGGCGGCAAUGGCAGCCUACAGGUCGACAAGGGCGUCGAUUUCGCUCAGUAUUUCUGCACCUACGCCUUCCUGUAUCACCAGAAGGAGAUGCUCUGUGACCGAGUUCGCAUGGACGCUUAUUUCAAUGCCAUUUUUAAGAACAAGCAUCACUUCGAAGGAAAGACCGUAUUAGAUGUCGGAACCGGGAGUGGCAUCCUAGCUAUUUGGUCGGCGCAAGCAGGUGCAAGGAAGGUAUACGCAGUGGAAGCAACUAAGAUGUCGGAACAUGCCCGUGCACUUGUUAAAGCUAACAACCUUCAGGACGUGAUUGAUGUGAUUGAGGGAUCCAUGGAGGAUAUUGUCCUUCCAGAGAAAGUUGAUGUCAUCAUCUCAGAGUGGAUGGGAUACUUUCUCUUGCGGGAAUCUAUGUUUGAUUCUGUGAUUUAUGCACGUGACCACUGGUUGAAGCCAUCUGGGGUGAUGUAUCCAAGUCAUGCACGCAUGUGGGUGGCACCAAUUCGGUCCAAAUUGGGAGAUCAAAAAAUGAAUGAUUAUGAAGGAGCUAUGUAUGAUUGGUCUAAUUUUGUUGCUGAUACCAAAGCGGAUUAUGGAGUUGACAUGUCUACUUUAACGAAACCAUUCUCUGAAGAGCAAAAAAAAUACUAUCUUCAGACUUCUUUGUGGAACAACCUUCAUCCACAACAAGUUAUUGGGACAGCAGCCAUCAUAAAGGAUAUUGAUUGUUUGACUGCUACCGUCGAUGAAAUUCUUGAAGUCAGAUCAAGCUUUUCGUCAUCAAUCACUUCAGAGAACACACGGUUUUGUGGAUAUGGUGGAUGGUUUGAUGUCCAUUUUCGAGGAAGAAACGAGGAUCCAGCUCAAUUAGAGAUUGAACUGACAACUGCUCCGAGCAUUGGUAGCGGCACACACUGGGGACAACAGGUCUUCCUUUUGCACCCUCCCGUCUGGGUCAGUGAAGGAGAUGAAUUGAAGGUUUCCUUCUUUAUGAAACGCUCUAAAGAAAAUCAUCGACUUAUGGAGGUUGAUUUUGGCUGUGAAAUUAACCAACCUUCUGGCAAGCUGCAUCAGCAACCAUUCACAAAUAAGUUUUACAUUGAGUGAGGAUGGAAAUAGUUGCAGCAAUUGGAAGAAUAUACAUACGACUAGAUGAGGUGUGAAAGCAGUUGAAUGUGCUUUUCUGGAGGAUGGGGGCUAGACAGAGGAAGAAGCAGUAACUUGAAUUUUGACUCUGACCGGAAUCUUAGCAACUCCUAUCUGAGUUUCUGAGAAGACAUUUUUUGCACAACUAGUAUUGUACUUUGCUGUUAUCUAUCUGAUUUGAUAAUUUGCGCAUGGAAAUGUCAAGGCUUGCAUCCAUAAGUUAUAAUAUUUGGUGUGUAAAACAUUUUUAUACAUAAGACAUUGAAGUUCCUGUUAGUGGGAAAGAUAUAAGGUUAAUUGUCCUGCGAUUCUUUGAUGAAAACUAGUGUAAUAUUGAAUUAGAUUGUUUUGUUCUUCAAGAAAAAAUUGGUUCUCAGUUUCAUUCA